AUGCUCACUCCCGCCCCCUAGUGGACCGGUGGGAUAUUGCGACUCGGGCAACUUGAGACCUUUCCCGUUGUGCUCGUCCGUGCGUGUGUCCGUGCGUGCACUCCCCGUGCACGUGGUGCGCGUUUCCCCGGCGCUGAAGCCUCGUCGGGCUGCGGUCUGAAGGGACACGAGCUGCUUUUGAAGGCUUCGGAGGAGGAGAGACGUUCUCUGUUGUUCUGCUGAGGAGGAGGAGGAGGAGGAGAUUGAGCACGCGCCCUCACCUGUGCCCACCAGGUGUGUUGUUUCAGAGCGCGAGACAUCUUGAAAAUCAAUUAAAAACCGAUCAUAUGUUCAGUUUUCCUCUUGGCGUCAGGUUGUUGGUGCUGCCUCGUGUUCAUUCGCGAUCAGCUUCAUCGAUCAGCCAAACGUCACGUGACUUUUGGUGUGACUUGCACCACUGGAUCGUUUAGUUUGUUAGCACAUUAAUCCUUAAAAGCACAAAAAUGCAAAAGCAAAAUCCAUUGUUGUUUUUUAAUUCACAGUUGAACCAAUCAAUGUCUUGAUCAAUCAAUAAUGUUUGAUAUCACAUAUUUAAAAUGCUGUGGUUGUACAUUCUGACUAUCACCGCACUGACUCGUCUCCAUCUUCUCACCUCCAUCUCCUCUGCGAUGUGGCUACAGCCGCCUGGACGCCACCCCGUCACUUCCGCCGGAGGCAUGAAGUGGUGGAGGAAGGUGGAGGCGUGGAGAAGCACGGAGCUGAAGAGGAGGAGGAGGAAGGAGGAGGAGGAGGAGGAAGAGGUGGUGGAGGAGAUGCUGCUCCGAGGCAACGCCCCCUGGGGCUUCACCCUGAGGGGGGGCACGGAGCACAGGGAGCCUCUGGUCAUCACCAAGGUGGAGCAGGGCAGCGUGGCGGCGGCCGUGCGCCUCCGGGCCGGCGACGAGGUGCUGAGCGUGAACGCCGUGGCGCUCAGCGGCUCCCGCCAGGAGGCCGUGGGCCUGGUGAGGAGCUCCCACAGGACGCUGAGCCUGGUGGUCCGAAGGAAGAAUGACCCCAACUCGCGCCCCCGCUCCUGGCACCACGCCUCCAAGCUGACGGAGGAGGAGUCCGAGGCCGCCGCGCGGGCCUGGCCCCCCAAGCAUGAAGCCAGGCCCAACGAGUCGUCCAGCCAAGGGGACCAGAGCUCCCAGUGUCCGCUGAGCUCAGGGACCAGCAUGGAGAAGCUGGAGCGCCCCCCCCAUCCCGCCCCCCUGCUGUGUGGACCAGGAGGCAAAAGAGACUCCGCCUUCAGCUGCUUCUCCAUCGCCUCCAGCCCCCCGGGUCAUGACCACCGAGCCUCUGAUGGGAAGGGGACCAGCGCUGAAAACACCUCCUUCGAGGGCCCUCACGGGGAGGGGCCUCAGCGCCGGUGCCCCUGGGAGGCGGCGAGGGGCGAGGAGCAGUGCGCCCCUCAGCGCUCUUUGGCGGGGAGGCCCGGCGUGGGCCUGCAGUGGCAGGGACCAGAGAAGAUGGAGUCCCAGUCUCCUCCCCCACAGCCCCCCCUGCGCACUGACAGCUUCGCCGGCACCAAGGUGUUCCCGUGCCCCGAGGGGCCGGGAAGCGGCCUCGAGUCUCGGGAGGGGAAGACCUCGGCGGCGAGGCGUAGCCUCAGCCGGCUGCCCACCAGGGACUUCCUCCACCCCAACGCCGCGGGCCGCAGACAGCUCCCCCCCGGCAGACCCUUCUCGCUGUCCAGCAACGACGUCCGACAGCCGCACCGCGGCCAGCCGGCCGCCCACCAGAGGCAGCGCAGUGACGAGGGCCCCCUCGGGAGGCCGACCGGGCCGCCGCUCGCCGCCGCCGCCAAGGUCCAGAGCGUUGGGAGCUACUAUCGCAGCCUCCAGGACCUGCCCGGCAGCAUCUUCAGCCGCAAACACGUCCGGCACGCCGCCGCGAGCUCCGCAGCCGACCCGGAGCAGGAGAACGGGAGGCGGGGCCGGUACCGCGGCCCGGCCAGCGAGCCUUCGGCCGGGCUGCAGGUCGGGCGCGGCGAGGAGACGAAACACGCCCCGCCUCGGCUCAAGGAGCGCGGCGAUGAGGCGAGGGGCCGCGGCGCAGCGCGUCAAAGCACGGGACCCGCGGCCGGCCUUUCGGAGCACCCAGACCCGUGGGUGCCGCAGGAAGACCAGCGGAUCUCCCUCCUGAAAACCCCGCUCCUCCACUCGCUGGCCCGGGAGAGCAGGGGCCCGGGCGGGGGGGGGGCGGCGAAGGCGGGCGCCGGAGACGGCGAGACCGCCGGCAGUUUCAAGUGCAACCGCCGCAGCGAGCGCUACGCCACCACCCUGCGCAACGAGAUCCAGCGGAAGCGGGCUCAGCUGCAGAAGAGCCGCAGCGCCGCGACCCUGACCUGCGCCGAGGAGGAGGCGGAGGAGGAGGAGGAGGUGGAGGAGGCAGAGGAGUGGACCUCCACUUGGACGGCCAUGUCUUCUGGCGUCUCCUCCUCCAACGCUUACAAGGACCACCUGAAGGAGGCGCAGGCCAGGGUCCUCCAGGCCACCUCCUUCCAGAGACGGGACCUCGGGCCCCUCGGGCCAGAGGCGGUUAAAAGCACCAACAGACGCUUCCGAGGACGUAAGCGCUUCCCGCUCGCCAAGAAGGUGCACUCCUUCUCGGAGCCGGACAAGAUGGACAACGUGGGGGUGGAGGGAGAACCGCACGCCGGGACUUUCGGAGAGCGGAAGAAGUUCUUUGAGGCCAAACCGGGGUUUUCCAGGCCGGCGCUGAGGUCCGGUCAGGGACCAACCCCAAGGGCGGACCUCGGGGAGGUGGGCAGAGGUCCCGCGGCACGGCGCCGCAGCCCUGGACGCGAGCGGGCGUCGGAGCCGCCGAGGCUCGGGUCCUUCGCCGAGUACCAGGCAACGUGGAGCCGACAGAAGAAACCGGCAGAGGCCAAGGCGCAAGGGAGGUACCACUCAGCGGAGAACAUCCUGGAUGCAGAGGGUGAGGAGAAGGCCCCGUGCAUCCACGAGAGGUCCCGGUCUUCUCCCUCCGCAGACUUCUACACACAGAAUAAUGCUUCCUCUUGCAAAGACCCUCAGCAGAGCAGUCACAGAGGAAAAACGGAGAGCACGCCGCAGUCGGUCCCGGGCCUCCCAGACCACAGGCCCAAACCAGACGCUGCCCGCCCCCCCCACACCACAGCACAGGAUCCACCCCCGCCUCCACAAACCCUCCUGCCUCCGCCCAGGCCCCAUUUAAGCCCAGAAACCACAUCCUCCGCCCAGGAAUUCCUCGCUGGCGCCCGGGCCGAGCGGCACCACGCCGCCGGCCCGGCCCCCAGCGCGUCCCGGGGAGGUGGGGUGAAUGAGGCAGAGGAGGAGGAGGAGGAGGAGGAGGAAGAGGAGGAGAAGCCGCUCUGCUCCUGCGCGGCCGCUCGGUCGCUCCCUGCGACGGACCGGGCGCCGUCUCCCUGCCCCCAGCUCGCCCCCCCGAGGCGGGACGACUCACCUGUCAGGUCAGAAAACGAUGUGAAGCUCCCCGCCGAGAUGGAACCCGUCGGCGCGGUGGGGAAAGCCCCCCCCCCACAGGACCCGGCUCAGGCCUCAGCCACAGUCCAGGGGGCUCGUCGAUCAGAGGAGGACGCCAAAAGAGAGGAGCUGGCCAGGGACAUCAUUAGAAAGGACAAGUCCCUGGUGGACAUCCUGGACCAGAGUGGCAGGAUGACCACCAUGGACCUGAUGGAAGGACUCUUUCCCACGGAGGAGCAGGUCCUGGAGGGGGCACACCUGCGGAGGAGGGCCUCCUCGGGCUCCAGACUGCCCACCUCACCCCCCAGGAGCAGGGACAGCAGAGAAGAGGAGGACUUGUCUGCAUCGGCCUCCCUGGUCCCCAGCUCCUCCUACUACAACACAUCUGCUCCCAAAGCCGAGCUCCUCAUCAAGAUGAAGGACAUGCAGGAGCAGCUGGAGGAGCAGGACUCCGAGGACGAGCCGGACGUCGACCUCGCCCGUAAAAAGCAGGAGCUGAUCUCCAGCCUGGCCCGGAAGCUGGAGGUGCUGCGGGAGGCCCGGCGCAGCCUGCAGGAGGACGUGGAGGACAACGAGGCUCUGGGCCGGGAGGUGGAGGCCACCGUGCGGCGCCUCUGUCAGGCCAACCAGCUCGACAAGUUCUGCAUGUUCGUGGGCGACCUGGACAAGGUGGUGAGCCUGCUGCUGUCGCUGUCGGGGCGGCUGGCCCGGGUGGAGAACGCUCUCAACGGCCUGGAGGACGAGGCGCCGCCGGAGGAGAAGAGAACCCUGACGGAGAAGCGGAAGUUGCUGAUGCAGCAGCACGAGGACGCCAAGGAACUGAAGGAGAACCUGGACCGCCGGGAGCGCCUGGUCUCCGGCGCCAUGGAGGCCCGCCUGGAGGCGGCGAGCCUGGACGACUACCGGCACUUUGUGAAGAUGAAGUCGGCCCUCAUCAUCGAGCAGCGCAAGCUGGAGGACAAGAUCAAGCUGGGCGAGGAGCAGCUGAAGGGGCUGAUGGAGAGCCUGCCGCCGGACACCAGGCCGCGGAUCUGAGGCCUUCUCGUGAAACCCGUCGGUACUGAAAGCUGGAGAAGAGGCCUCAUGGGCUUUUAUUGACUGCGGAGGAUGAAGAAGGAUUCGGUAUUUACUCUUUCAUUCCGUCUCCAGGAGCUGAAUAUUAACCCUGCUUUUCGCUUCAUCUGGUUUGCUCCAUGUUUUACUGCGUCUACGCCCACAUCUCCACAGGGAGGAGGAGUCAAGGUCAAACAUCCUUCUGACCCUUCGUGUGAGACGCAUCGCUGCUUCUGCAUCGCAUCAAAGAAACGAGUUGAUUAACUUAGAUCUUUAACUUAGACGGAGGACCUCAUUGUGGAGCGACCUCUUUAUUGCAUGUUGCAUAAUAACUGGGUCACCUGGUGAGGACGGCAUGUUUUCUGGAUGGUCUUUGUCGCCUUGGUUUGACUCUUACUUAUCUGUAGACGUGGCGUCUGAUGGACUGACGUGGGCGUGUACCC
Messenger RNA from Pungitius pungitius (ninespine stickleback), 4981 nucleotides. Its product is annotated as protein Shroom2-like. Gene Ontology annotation, molecular function: actin filament binding. Lineage: Eukaryota; Metazoa; Chordata; Actinopteri; Perciformes; Gasterosteidae. The coding region runs from base 576 to 4520 and encodes 1314 amino acids. The record is from RefSeq and is a predicted model, not a curated record. Gene Ontology annotation, biological process: actin filament organization. The transcript has 10 exons. Gene Ontology annotation, cellular component: cortical actin cytoskeleton; apical plasma membrane; apical junction complex.